Aphanomyces astaci is the source of this 645-nucleotide messenger RNA. Its product is annotated as 40S ribosomal protein S23. The transcript is spliced from 2 exons. Gene Ontology annotation, cellular component: ribosome; cytosolic small ribosomal subunit. Gene Ontology annotation, molecular function: structural constituent of ribosome. Lineage: Eukaryota; Oomycota; Saprolegniomycetes; Saprolegniales; Verrucalvaceae. The record is from RefSeq and is a predicted model, not a curated record. Gene Ontology annotation, biological process: translation. Bases 61 to 498 code for a protein of 145 amino acids.
CCAAAAUGGCCAUGCUGGGGCUCAUUCAGUUCUUUUUUCUCCUGACCUCGACUGAAAAAGAUGGCCAAGCACAAGCCCGCUGGUAUCCGUUGCGCUCGCAAGCUGCGUGUCCACCGCCGUUCGCAAAGAUGGCACCAAAAGUCGUACAACAAGUCGCACUCCGUGACUGCCAUGAAGGCCAACCCGUUGGGUGGUUCGUCCAUGGCCAAGGGGAUCGUCUUGGAAAAGAUUGGUAUUGAAGCCAAGCAGCCUAACUCGGCCAUUCGUAAGUCGGUGCGUGUGCAAUUGAUCAAGAACGGCAAGAAGAUCGCCGCCUUCGUGCCCCGCGAUGGUUGCUUGAACUACGUCGACGAAAACGACGAGGUGUUGAUUGCCGGGUUCGGUCGUCGCGGCCACGCCGUCGGUGAUAUUCCCGGUGUCCGUUUCAAGGUGGUCAAGGUCUCGGGUGUGUCUUUGUUGGCCUUGUACAAGGAAAAGAAGGAAAAGCCCCGCUCUUAAGUGCAACCCACGACGAUGUCGUCGCUGUCGUCCUUUUGCUCGUGGCGGGUGUAGCUUGGUAGCCAUGCCGACGGUACUUCGCCAGCUGCAAUUGUGCCUCUUGGGAGAAUAAUACAGGAACAAUACCAGUCAUAUCGCUUGUUGUCA